Molecule: messenger RNA, 5101 nt
Organism: Numida meleagris (helmeted guineafowl)
Lineage: Eukaryota; Metazoa; Chordata; Aves; Galliformes; Numididae
Product: zinc finger protein 664-like
Exons: 2
Coding region: 803-2305 (500 amino acids)
Biological process (GO): regulation of transcription by RNA polymerase II
Cellular component (GO): nucleus
Molecular function (GO): DNA-binding transcription activator activity, RNA polymerase II-specific; RNA polymerase II cis-regulatory region sequence-specific DNA binding
Source: RefSeq, a predicted model, not a curated record
CGGUCGCCAGCUGGAUUUAACUCCAUUCACCACCCCUCUCUGGGCCCGGCCCUCCAGCCAGCUCCUUACCCAGCAAUGAGUGUACCUGUCCAAGCCACGGGCUGCCAGCUUCUCCAGGAGAAUACCAUGGGAGACAGUGUGGAAGCCUUUGCUGAAGUCUAAGUAGAUCUAAUCAACAGCCUCUCCCUCAUCCACCCAGCGGGUCACUUGAUUAUAGAAGGAGAUCUUGUUGGUCAAGCAGGACCUGCCCUUCACAAACACAUGCUGGCUGGACCUGAUCCCCCGCUUGUCCCGAGAUGGUUGUUCCUCUUGUUUAUGAUUUAUUACAGUUGUCAUGACCCCAUUCAUAUAAGAAUUUGGGAGUGGAGUUCACUCCAUGUCUCUUGUAAUCUGUUGGUGUCCCUAGUUGCCAUAGGGCAGACCACCAGCCCCAGCAACCACUCAACUCCAUCAUUACACCUGUACCUUUUUAUUGCCUUUCUAGUCAAUUCCCAUAAACCUUUCUGAAGGCUUGGACUCUGAGCAGUUUGGAUAAAAAUAAAACAUCCUAAUGUGAAUGAUAAAGAAAUUAUCCCUGCAUAAUUUUUGGAGAUGUAAAAGUCAUUCUAGGAUCCAAAGGAAGCCAGUAUGUAUUGGGCCAGUGUCAUUCAGGCCCUUCCUGUGCUUCCAGAAGCGUGGAGGGACACACAGUGGGGUUGCACUUGGGGACAAGCAGCUGUGUCAUAAUCAUGGCAAUACUCUCAUCUUCCCUGUUUGUAUCAUUUAAGUGUCACUUCCAGCCCCCAAACCUGCGGUGAUCUCCAUGCUUGAAGAAGGGGAAGAGCCCUGGAUCCCAGAUGUGCAUGGCCUGGAGGACACGGCAGGAGAGCUCAGCCCGGCAGGUGUUGGGAUCACAACUGUAAAGGAGAUUCUGCAGAAGUGUGAUGUGGCUAAAUGGCAUUGGGGCAGUGCCUCGGUGGGACAAAUCAGGAGGAAUGUCCAGGGGGGCCCAGAGCAAGGAGAGCACUUCAAGAAGCAACAGGGAAACCAUCAAGGAAAGAGAGCGAGGAGCCCCCUGGACUGCAGCACAGGUCAAAGGCAGCCUGAAGAUCCAAGGAGCAAGGAAGUGUGCGAGGAGAAAAGGCAGAACCCAAGUGAUGAGUGUGGGAACAGCCUUACAAGGAAUUCCAGCCUCCUUAACCAGCAGCACAUCCUCAUGGGAGACAUUCAGUUUAAAUGCCUUGAGUGUGAAGAGAGGAACAUAAACAGUUGCGACUUGCUUAUCCACCAGCAGGACCACACUGAAGAGAAAAUAUAUAAGUGCCCUGAGUGUGGGAAGAGCUUCAGAAGCAGCUCCAACCUCGUCCGCCACCAGCGCAUCCACACAGGGGAGAGACCAUACAAGUGCCCUGAGUGUCCAAAGAGCUUCCAAAGCAGCUCUGACCUCAUUGUCCACCAGCGCAUCCACACAGGGGAGAGACCUUUUAAGUGCCCUGAGUGUCCAAAGAGCUUCAAAAGCAAUUCCCACCUCACCUCCCACCAGCGCAUCCACACGGGAGAGAGACCCUUUAAGUGCCAGGAAUGUGAGAAGAGCUUCAGAAACAGUUCCCACCUCAUCCACCACCAGCACAUUCACACGGGAGAGAGACCCUUUCAGUGUCCUGAGUGUGGGAAGAGCUUCAGCAGCAGUUCGAAUCUCACCGACCACCAGCGCAUCCACACGGGGGAGAGACGUUUUAAGUGCCCGGAGUGUGGGAAGAGCUUCAGCAGCAGCUCCAACGUCAUCAUCCACCAGCGCAUCCACACAGGAGAGAGACCCUUUAAGUGCCCUGAGUGUGAGAAGAGCUUCAGCAGCAGCUCCACCCUCAUCAACCACCAACGCAUCCACACAGGAGAGAGACCCUUCGAGUGCCCCGAGUGUGGGAAGGGCUUCAAAAGCAGCUCCGACCUCCUUGUCCACCUGCGCGUCCACACGGGAUAUAAACCUUACAAGUGCCCUGAGUGUGGGAAGAGCUUCAAAAGAAGUUCUGAACUCAAGUGCCACCAGCGCAUCCACACGGGGGAGAGACCCUUUGAGUGCUCUGAGUGUGGGAAGAGCUUCAGCAGCAGCUCCAACCUCAGCUACCACCAGCUCAUCCACACAGGAGAGAGACCCUACAAAUGCUCUGCGUGUGAGAAGAGCUUCAAAACCUCUUCCUACCUGGUUGUCCACCAGCGCAUCCACACAGGAGAGCAGCCCUACCGCUGCUCUGAGUGUGGGAAGAGCUUUAGAACCAGUUCUAAACUCAAAUCCCACAAGCACAUCCACAGGGAAGAGGAUCCAUAAAAGUGCCCUGAGUUUGUGAGGAGCUUCACAUUCAGUUCCUGCCUCGUUACCGGCCCACACAUUCUCACAGGAGACAGAGCCUGCAAGUGCCCCACGGAGCAUCCUCCUUCCCCUGACGGGUAAUGUGGUGCAGCCAUAGGGAGCACUCAGUGUAAGGAAGAUGUGUUCCAGUGCAUGCUAACUGGGAGACAGCACAGUGAGCCCAGCAGGGAAUGGUGCGUGUGGCUGAGAGCAGGGAAAUACAAACUUCAUCCAUGUUUGGUACCCACCGACCUCAAUUGCAGGACAGAUCCAACCCUUCCUUGUUCCCUUCCCCGUUCUGGUUAUCACUGAUGAAAAUCGACUUCCACUUUCCUGCCUUCUGUCCACCACUCCGUGACCUGUAGGAGAAUUGCUGUUUGGAGGCAUUUUACAGCUGUUACCAAGUCAAGUCAGAACAGCUGCGAUGCAGAUUUGAAGUUCCCACAAUGAAACCCGGCUUCAAAACCCCUUGAAUUAGCAAGCCCCGUUCCCUGAAUCUUGACUUUUGUGGAACAGAAGAGAGCACUGUAAAGAAGCAGUAUCCCAGCUGGGGUCAUGUAAGAGAUACUGCUGUGUGCCCAGCAGGCAGUGGUGCGUGUGUCCUGCUUGAAGGUCAUGAUUAUCACUCCAGUGCUCAGAGGAGAUGCUCACGUUUUCACUUGGGUGUAUUUGGAUCAGUCAGCCCCUGAUUUCUCCCCAGCCAGCAUAUCUGGGAGUCUUCCCAUGCUUUGGGUGGACUGUAGCUCCCUUCUUGACGUUAGAUCAAUUCUUGGUGUUUUGGGCCCAUGUAAAUCCUCUUCCCCCUUCCUCUGUGGCACUGGAAUUACGCAUAUAGCUCUCUUUCAUCUGGAGAUAGAGUGUUGAGGGGACAUGCAAAGGAGAGUACAGAGCGGGGCGUUGCAGUUGGCAUUGACACGGUUGAGAGCCUCUGGUUAUGGAUUAAGGGUUGAGGCACUGAAGUGGGAAUCUACUAUAAGCCACAAGCCAGAACAAUGAUUCAAAUUAAUGAGUCUUUAUGGAAUUAAGUGAUAUCCCUAGAACAGCGUCACUUGCCCUAGGCACUGGAGUUCAUCAGUGCUGGUCACAAUUUAAGAGCCAUCUCUUAAGAGCACAGGAGCAGGCAAUGUCAAACUGUUGGAAGUCAGGAAGCGGGGCCGAAGUCCAGCUCAUCUGAGCAGAGUUUUUCUUCUUGAGUUUAGGUGGAAAGGAAAGUGAAUGGACAGUGGGAGCCAGAUCAGGCAACAGGGGGGAACUACAGAAAUGCUGUCGACCGUUGUAGGGAGAGAAUUAGUGCUGUCAAAGCUCAGCUAGAGUUGAAGCUGGCCAGUAAUGUGGGGGACACUGGAAGGGCUUCUUUAAGUUACCAGGGAAAGCACGACCCCACAUAACAUUAGUUCAUUACUUGAUGAGGUUAUCGCCUUUCUAAUAGAGACAUAAAACAAGCAGAGGCAUGUAAUGCAUUCCUCUCCUCUGUCUUUAACAUUGAAAAUGGGUCCGGGGACACUCGGAGCCCAGAGCUGUGGACCAUGGCUGCAAAAACAAUAAGCUCCCAGCGGACUAUGAACUUGUGCAGGAUUUUCUGCUCCAGUUGCAUGCGUGUAAAUCUAUGGCCCAUGGGGUUUAUCCAGGGAUCCUGGGAAUCUUGAGAUGUCCUAGUGACUGGAAGCUGGCAAACAUCCCAGCUUCCAGGAAGGACAAGAAGGAAGACCUUGGCAAUUCCAGGCCUGCCAGUCUUGCUGUGGUGCCCGGCAAAAUUAUGGCAGGCAUCAUUGUGGGAAUUACUGAAAAACGCUUCAAAGACAGCACAGCACAGUACAGUUCAGGGCUGACCAGCUGGAGAGGAGCUUUGAGGAGAAGGACCUGGGUGUUCUGGUGGUCAGCAGGUUGCCCAUGAGCCAUCAGUGUGCCCUUGUGGCCAAGAAGGCCAAUGGUAUCAUGGGGUGCAUUAAAAAGAGUGUGGCCAUCAGGUUGAGGGAGGUGAUCCUCCCCCUGUGCUCUGCGCUGGUGAGCCCACACCUGGAGCACUGUGUCCAGUUCUGGGCUCCUCAGCAUGAGACAGACAGGGAACUGCCAGAGAGAGUCCAGUGGAGGGCUGCAAAGAUGAUCGAGGCCGGGAGCCGCUCCCUUAUGAGGAAGAAGAGCAAAAGAUCUGUGCAAAUUGGACAUGAUGUGGAGUGAUGAGCAUGGGGUGCUCUGAAACACAGUGAGAUGAGGUCAGCGUGGCCAUAGCCCCCCAGCACACCCUCCACUGCCCCAUUGCUCACCUUCUGUACUGCGCAGGAAAUAGAAGAGCCGCAGUGCCAGGUAGACAAGGCCCGACACCGAGACCUCCACGCCCAUCAGCAGCUUUGGCUUAGUUUCAGCUGGGAUUGAAUUGUUUUCUUCAGAGUGUGUAGUAUGACGUUAUGUUUUGGUUCCAGGAGAAAAAUAAAGUUGGGCAAUGUUUAUAGCUGCUGCUGAGCUGUGCUGUACAGAGCCAAGGCCAUGUGCAGCAAGGUGACCAGGGAAAGCUGAGAGGCAACAGAAUGAGAACAGCUGAGUGAACCUGGCCAUGGGGUUAUUCUGUAGCAUAUGAAAUCAAGCAGAAGUUUUGAAGGGGGUGGGAUUUUGCUCUCCCUCUGCUCGGGGGGCUAGCCGGGCAUCAUUCUGGGAGUGGUGAGCAAUUGCUUGUGCAUCACUUGUUAUAUACAUUUAUAUACAGAGAGAUAUAUUUGUCAUUAUUAUUAUCCUUUUCUUUUUCUCUGUCUUAGUAAAUAGCUUUAUCUCAACCCACAA